AUGGUGCGUUGCGCUGGUGAUUUGAAAGAUUGCCAUGUGAUCGAGGUUGGCCCUGGACCUGGUGGGAUUACGAGAGGUUUUGGUUUUAUAAAGUUGUCAUAUUUAGCAAGUUUCAUAUUUAGCUCUUAUUUUUCAUAUUUAGCAAUUCUUGAAAAGCCCUGUCUUCGGUUAGAUGUUGUUGAAUUGGAUAGACAAUUUAUUCCAGCAUUAGAGCAUCUUAAACACCAUGCACAGGAUAGAAUGUUCAUUCAUCGGGGUGAUAUAAUGCAAACAGAUGUUGGAGGAAUUUGGGAAGAAGCGGGUGCUAACAAAUGUGAUUGGAUGGAUCAGAACCCGCCAUUUAGUCUAAUUGGAAAUCUGCCUUUUCAUAUAUCUACUCCACUUAUAAUAAAGUUAAUGAGGGCAAUAAGUGACAGGACUGGGCCUUUUGCUUUUGGACGUGUUCCAAUGAUGUUUUCCUUUCAAUUAGAAGUUGCAAAAAGAAUGGUUGCGCCAUUAGGAAGCGAUUUUCGAUCUCGUAUUGGCCUAACUUGCCAAAACUGGGCUGAACCAAAAAUUAUGUUUGAUAUACCUGGAAAAUGUUUCACACCUCAACCAGAAGUCAGUGUUGCGUUUGUGCGAUUGACGCCAAGGCAUUGCCGUUUAGACCCAACAAUGGUUGUUCCUAUGUUAGAUAUGCAGAAUUUUGCAGAAAUGUGCCUUUUCUAUGAAAAACAAUGCAGAGAAAUGCCAGGUCUUUUCCUUUAUGAUCAUCGUGAACCUGCAGAAAUGACUGAAUUAGCUAAACAUCCAUUUCCAUUCCCUCCAGUCUAUAGAAGACCCGUUGAUGCAUUAGAAAGGAUAGAAAGUAAAGGAUUAAAUUUAAAUGAAUUUGAUGCAGCAUUUAAAGAAACAAAACCUUGGAGAAGUAAAAAAGAAAAGAACAAAGAAAAGGAAGAAAGAAGAAGACAAGAUUUAGAAAAUCAAAAUAAUCAAGUUAAUUAG
Molecule: messenger RNA, 984 nt
Organism: Meloidogyne enterolobii
Lineage: Eukaryota; Metazoa; Nematoda; Chromadorea; Rhabditida; Meloidogynidae
Source: the annotation of a GenBank genome assembly